This is a messenger RNA of Prinia subflava (tawny-flanked prinia), 1939 nucleotides long. RefSeq names its product ganglioside induced differentiation associated protein 2 (gene GDAP2). The transcript has 14 exons. The record is from RefSeq and is a predicted model, not a curated record. Lineage: Eukaryota; Metazoa; Chordata; Aves; Passeriformes; Cisticolidae. Bases 215 to 1702 code for a protein of 495 amino acids.
CGGCAGGGCAGCCCCCAGGCCCCGCCCGGGAAGGGAAGCGGAAGCGCGGCGGACGCGGAGCUUCGCUGGGUGAUGUCGCCAGACCGGCGCCGACCGGGACCUUCUGUCCGGGCGGGGCUGGCGGCGGCUCUGCGGCUGUGCCCCACCUGGAAGACUCCAGUGAAAAUUGGAGUGUGACAAGUUAGCAAAGGACUGGAGUUGUUGUUUCCGUUCCAUGGAUCCCUUGGGUGCUCCUUCCCAGUUUGUGGAUGUUGACAGUCUGCCAGGCUGGAGUGAUGCCUAUGAGGCUAAGCAACCGGAUUGUCACCAAAGUCCUGUUGAAAAAGCUCAAGCUGAUGUUAGAUCACCUUUUCCAUACAGGAAAGACAUCAAUGAAAAAAUAAUCUUAUGGAAAGGAGAUGUGGCGCUGCUGAACUGCACGGCCAUCGUGAACACCAGCAAUGAGACUCUCACGGAUAAGAACCCAGUAUCUGAAAGUAUAUUCAUGCAUGCCGGGCCUGACCUGAAGGAUGAGCUCCAGAAGCUCAAAGGCUGCAGGACAGGCGAGGCGAAGCUGACGAAAGGAUUUAACCUGGCGGCGCGUUUCAUCAUCCACACGGUGGGCCCCAAGUACAAGAGCCGGUACCGCACGGCGGCCGAGAGCUCCCUGUACAGCUGCUACCGCAACGUCCUGCAGCUCGCCAAGGAGCAGGCGAUGUGCUCCGUAGGAUUCUGUGUCAUUAACACUCUGAAAAGAUGCUACCCCUUGGAGGAUGCAACCCACAUAGCCCUGCGCACAGUUAGGAGGUUUCUGGAGGUUCAUGGAGAGACUCUGGAGAAGGUGGUAUUUGCUGUCUCUGAGCUUGAAGAGGCCACCUACCAGAAGUUGCUGCCUCUGUAUUUUCCGAGGUCGUUGGAAGAAGAGGUGCACUCCUUGCCUUACCUCCCUGCAGAUAUUGGCAAUGCGGAAGGGGAGCCGGUAGUACCAGAGCGGCAGAUCAGGAUUACUGAAAAGCCGGGCGUUCCGGAUGAUGCUUCAGAUGAAGAGGGUCUGGAGGCAGAUUUGUCUUUCAUUGGGUCCCAUGCGUUUGCCCGCAUGGAGGGCGACGUUGAUAAGCAGAGGCGCCUCAUCCUGCAGGGACAGUUGUCAGAGGCAGCACUGCAGAAACAGCACCAGAGGAAUUAUAAUCGCUGGCUGUGUCAGGCAAGAGCUGAAGACCUCUCUGACAUUGCUUCUCUUAAAGCUUUGUACCAGACAGGUGUGGAUAACUGUGGGCGCACUGUGAUGGUGGUGGUUGGAAGGAAUAUUCCUGUAACAUUGAUAGACAUGGAAAAAGCUCUUCUGUAUUUCAUCCACGUCAUGGAUCAUAUUGCAGUGAAGGAGUAUGUCCUGGUGUACUUCCAUACGCUCACAAAUGAUUACAAUCAGCUAGACUCUAACUUCCUGAAGAAACUCUAUGAUGUUGUUGAUGCCAAGUACAAGAGGAACUUGAAGGCAUUAUAUUUUGUCCACCCAACAUUUCGUUCAAAGGUCUCAGCAUGGUUUUUCACAACCUUUACAGUCUCAGGGCUAAAGGACAAAAUCCACUAUGUGGAAAGCCUUCAGCAGUUGUUCACAGCCAUACCCCCAGAACAGAUUGAUCUUCCCCCUUUCGUCCUCGAGUAUGACGCCAGGGAAAAUGGGCCUUACUAUUCUUCUUAUCCUCCAUCCCCUGACUUGUGAUCUGCAGUCCUGUGAUGCUGCCAGUUUCCCAUGGAUCCAAUGACCUGAUGCCUGCCAAAACCUGUGCAUUUACCCAUGUACAGAAUUCAGAGAGAGGGUUUUCCUCCCCCAGCUCUGGUAUUUUUUUACUGAUGAGAUAUUUUCAAGCACUCAAGCAAUCAGAGAACUUUAUGCCACUGUGAACUGUACAACUAUUUCAAAUAUAUUUAUCCAACAGAAAAGCUGAUUUAAAGAUCA